UGACUACCAAUCGACCACCAUCGAUGGGUAUAAUGAAACGUUAAAAAGUUAAAGUUGUCAGAUUGUCAGGCUAACUUCACAGAGGUUUUACCGACAAUAUGUUUUGAUGUUCAUCGUUCAGAGUGGUUUAGAGUUUAGAGUUUGGAUAUUCGUCAAACUAACAAAAAAUGUUACCAUUAUCGUUAUUAAGGACGGCACAGAAUCAUCCUAUGCUUGUUGAGCUGAAAAAUGGAGAAACUUAUAACGGACAUUUAGUUAGCUGCGAUAGUUGGAUGAACAUAAAUCUCAGAGAGGUUAUAUGCACAUCUAGGGACGGUGACAAAUUCUGGAGAAUGCCCGAAUGUUAUAUCAGGGGUAGCACAAUCAAGUAUCUACGAAUACCUGAUGAAGUUAUAGAUAUGGUAAAAGAAGAUGUGCAAAUGAAAUCGCGUGGACGCGGAGAAAUGAAAGGACGAGGACAAAAUCAACGAGGACGCGGUAGUGGAAGAGGAACUUUUGGCCGUGGCGGAAGGGGUCCUGCACCUCUAGGUCGUGGUGGAGGUAAUCCAGGGGGAAAUAAACUACAAAACAAGGCAAGGACUAAAUAAAACUAAAUUAUGGUAUUAUUUUAGUGUAAUUUAGUUAAUUAUCGGUUCUCCUUUUUGUAUUUCAUUUUUAAGUUUCUAAAAAAUAUAAUCCUCUGUAAACCACAAUAUUAGUUUAGGAAUUUAAUAAUCACUUGUACACAAUAGAUAACGUCUAUGAAGAUGCAAGGGUAGAUAAAGAGUAAAUAUUGUUUCAAAGAUAAAUACAUGUAUAGAAAGUGUCAGUUAUAUUUGUAAUAUACACAUUUCGAUAAAAUAUAUUUAAUAAAUGCGACUAUAAAUUAUGUAUAU
Molecule: messenger RNA, 875 nt
Organism: Dufourea novaeangliae
Lineage: Eukaryota; Metazoa; Arthropoda; Insecta; Hymenoptera; Halictidae
Product: U6 snRNA-associated Sm-like protein LSm4
Exons: 5
Coding region: 168-587 (139 amino acids)
Biological process (GO): nuclear-transcribed mRNA catabolic process; spliceosomal snRNP assembly; mRNA splicing, via spliceosome
Cellular component (GO): P-body; spliceosomal tri-snRNP complex; U6 snRNP
Molecular function (GO): U6 snRNA binding
Source: RefSeq, a predicted model, not a curated record